AGCAGCAGCAGGUGGACUCUCUUUAUUCCCCCUCUCAAGACAAGCAGCUGCUGCAACCGGCUAAGGGAAGGAGGGCUCUUCCCCCCACAUCGACUAUGGAGAGAAGGCGGCGGGGAUGCGACUGAAUCUUCGUUGCGGGUCUGAGGAACAAAGGAACUCCUGCUGAAGAAGGAGAAGAAGCGAGGGAGCCCCAGGCGCGUUGCUUCCCCGCCACAGAGCCGCUUCCAGGCAGAAAGAGAGAGAGAAAAAAACCCAUCUCCUUAGCGCUAGAACCAAGAUCGAGGGAAGCUUCAAUCCCGCUCCCUUUCUUUCCAGAUCCUUUCUUUUAUGGGCGCAGCGAAACCCGGAGCUCCGAAGAAAUUCCCCUCCACUAACCAUGGCACUUUCCGGGGUGAGCCGGGAACUUGGGCUUGGGAUCCCCGGGGUGCUCGCCGCUUGCCGGACCUCCUCUUUUUGGCACCCUCUCUUCAUCCGGAAUGACUUUUCCGCUUAGCCCACUUUGACUCGAGUUUGUGUGUGGGAGAGAACGGGGCACUUGGGCUCUCCGCCUUCCCGGGAGCCGGCGAGCUUUUUCCAGCCAGAGUGGCCGUCGUGAAGGUUUCAAAAGCUGCUCCCUUCCUGGAUGCCUGCUGAGGGGCUGUUUUCCCGCGUUGGGUGGGAGUUUUCUGAAGUGAGCUUGUGGCGGCCUCCCGAGAGGAAGGAGCUCUCUUCCCGCCUCGAGUCCCCGAGGAGGCGCCUUCCUGCCCGGGCUGAGUGCAUGCGCGCCAGUCCCACCAGGCUCCUCUGCUCCCGCCAUGGCCUUCACGUUUGCUGCCUUUUGCUACAUGCUCUCCUUGGUCCUGUGUGCUGCCCUCAUCUUCUUCGCUAUUUGGCAUAUAAUCGCAUUUGAUGAGUUAAAGACAGACUUCAAGAGCCCUAUAGAUCAGUGCAACCCAGCGCAUGCGAGAGAGCGAUUGAGAAAUAUUGAACGAAUCUGCUUUCUUUUGCGAAAGCUAGUAUUGCCAGAAUAUUCGAUCCAUAGCCUUUUCUGUAUAAUGUUUCUGUGUGCUCAAGAAUGGCUGACCCUUGGCUUGAAUAUUCCUCUGCUUUUCUAUCACUUCUGGAGGUAUUUCCACUGUCCCGCAGACAGUACGGAGCUAGCAUAUGACCCUCCUGCAGUAAUGAAUGCAGACACCUUGAUCUACUGCCAAAGAGAGGCCUGGUGUAAACUAGCGUUCUAUCUCCUCUCGUUCUUCUACUAUCUUUACUGGCUGGUGUCCCUUUUGCUGCUAAGACCAGACCUAUCUCCUACUGAAACGUUCCUCUUUGGACAUGUCUGAAGCAUGAUCUACUCUUUAGUGACUUCCUAAUUCAAAGAAGCCGUUAAAGACUGGAAACUACAAAGGGUAGAGAUUAAAGACAAGCUGGUCUACAGUCACACUUGCUAUACGAAGCACCAUAAAGAAAUGGAAGCUUUGAACCCAACCACCAUACUGGAUGUAAAAAGGGGGGGAAAUCAUUAGAAGAAGUUGAAAAACCUGAAAGUAAUAGAUGGCUGAACAAACUGCUUCUCCUGCUUACCGUUCUGUGUUUUACAUCCUUUGGGAUUUCCAGUUCCCCAGCAUGAACAAAACAAAUACGACUACUGGCUUCAUCUGCAUGUGACGGGAGCAAAAGAUUCUGUCAUAUUACUUUAUCAUAGAACUGCAGCUCCCAAAAGGAGGAAGAUUUGUUUCCUUACCCUUUUUUCACAGAGGCUGCCUACAAAAACUGACCAAGAAGAUUGCUGCGAAGUUUUGAUGUGUGAUUCUCUGCUCCCAGGGUGUAUAACCAGUUGCUGGACACAAGCUGGGAAAUACCUGGCUAAAUUGCUCUUUGCAAUUCACAUGCCUGAGGAAGAAAAGAUGCACCUUGUCAAUUAGAACACAUUGGCAGAAACAUGUUCAAAUUAUGCACCCAGCCAUUCUCACUUAAAGGCUUUUCUUGUGGUUGAUCCUCCAGUGGUUUUUAGUAGCAUAUCCAAGCAAUGCUGAACCAAUUCAGACACGGUGCAGUCAAUAGUACUAGCCCGUUUUUUAUGAUGACACAAUUAUGUCAAGCAUCCUAUAUAGUAUAAUAUUUCUUCUACUGGAGGAAAAAUACUAAUAACACACAAAGGAAUGGUGUGGCAGAAAGUUCUGCAAUACAGACUGCAAAAGGACCACAUUACUUUAGUCUGCAGUCUUGUCAUGUGGUUUUAGUUGUACGGUGCAACAGAAACUAAAGUUAAUGGCACUAUUCAUCCCCCACAAGCAUAUUGAAUAGAUGUUGUAGAGCAUAGUAAUAAAUGGUGAUUAUUAUUAA
Messenger RNA from Lacerta agilis (Sand lizard), 2322 nucleotides. It is a transcript of the gene CNIH3, whose product is annotated as cornichon family AMPA receptor auxiliary protein 3. The transcript is spliced from 7 exons. The coding region runs from base 795 to 1319 and encodes 174 amino acids. Gene Ontology annotation, biological process: regulation of AMPA receptor activity; vesicle-mediated transport. Lineage: Eukaryota; Metazoa; Chordata; Lepidosauria; Squamata; Lacertidae. The record is from RefSeq and is a predicted model, not a curated record. Gene Ontology annotation, cellular component: synapse; dendrite.